AUGCUGAGAAACGUACUCCCAUUUGAUACACAAAGUGGAAUAGCUGUCGUAGUUUACUUACUAGCGGGAACUCUCGGCUUCUAUUACUUGUUAUUACGUGACAGAAGAGUUAGUUUAUCAAAAAAAAUAUACUUCCUGAUUUGCCGUCGAGAUCUAAAAGAGGCAUUGCUGGAGAUUGAGUUAACAAAUCGCUCCGAACCAGGAAUCAUUGCCGAUAAUACACAAUACGUCAAACUGAAUGGACAUACGCUUCGAAUUGUGCAUAUUAUUCACGAAUUAGGCAGCAAAGUGCCAUUGAUAGUGUUUAUUCACGGUCUAGGAGGCCAGGUUUCACAAUGGAAGUAUCAGAUUGAGUAUUUUUCUAAAACAGCCCACAUUUUAGCUAUUGAUCUUUUGGGUUGCGGUAAAAGUGAAGUAGCGAAAGACUGGGAUUCUUACAAAACUGCUUCACUAGUCAACGAUAUCAAAACAUUACUCUUAGAACGUUACAACUACCCUUCGACUGUUAUUAUUGCGCACUCUUAUGGUUGUGCACUUGCCUCUCUCAUUGCUGCAUCACCGGACGUUCAGCCACUUUUGAAAGGCUUGGUUUUAAUAGCACCAAAAGCACAUAUUAAUGAUGCACAAUUGAAGAGCAAAGAACGAUUAAAAUUCAUACCAGACUGGUUAUUUGAUUGUGCUAGAACAGCCGAUAGAAAAGGAGGGCUUUAUUCAAUAAGUGUUGACCGCUUACUGAAUAUGAAAGAUGCGAGUGAAGACAUACGUAGAGAUCAAUUGUGCUGGAACUUACAAAGUAGAUCUGCUGUCUAUAAACGGUUUGUAAGCGGUGCCACUUUUCCAUCCAGAGAUACGUACCAAAAAAUUGAGACUGGCGUAUUGUUGAUUGGUGGUAGCGUGGAUUCAAUUACUCCUCCGGCAGAGAUGAACAUCAUCCGAGAUUAUUUACUUGGAAUAGAACCUCUCAGUGAUCUCAUACAGCAGCAGCAACCAGUGGAUACAACAGUGACACGAAAGCCAAACAACAGCAACACUCGCGUUCCUGUUCCUUAUAUCAUUCCAGACGUGGGACAUUUACCUAUGGUUAUUCGUCCCGAACUGGUCAAUCCAGUAAUCUCAGAAUUUCUGAUAAAGAAUUGUAGCCUAGAUACAUUAAGUGGUGCAUGGCAAAUUCUGCAUAAAACCAAAGGUGAGAAUAAGUGGGACUUGAAGAAUUAUGCCAAGUGGGCUGGCAUUGCCAACAUUACAGAAAAACCCGUUGGGCCAUCAUUAUUUAGGGCUAUGAAAGUGAUGCGUCAAACAGAUACCUCACAUUGCCCAUCAGCCCUUCUGGCAAAAUAUCCUGAUAUCCGGUUUAUAAUCGAUAUCUCCAAUGACACACCGCCUUAUCGUUCAAGCGACUUUGAGCAUUCCCGUAUUGAGUAUAUCAAAUUCAAAACAGUAUCAAAAAUACCUCCUACGAAAGAAGAAGUGGCCAAAUUCAUUGAAAUUGCAUCUUCUUGUUGGAAAAAGAUACCAGAUGCACAGAUUGCUGUACAUUGCCAUUAUGGGUUCAAUAGAACCGGGUUUUUUAUAUGUUGUUACAUGAUUGAAAAAUUGAAAGUUUCUGUGCCUGAUGCUUUAAAGUAUUUUAAAGAAGUGAGGCCACCAGGAAUAAGACAUGCGCAUUUUAUUGAUGAGCUUUAUCUGCGCUACGUGCUAAAUCAAAGAGCUUGA
This is a messenger RNA of Mycotypha africana, 1713 nucleotides long. RefSeq lists its product as uncharacterized. The record is from RefSeq and is a predicted model, not a curated record. Lineage: Eukaryota; Fungi; Mucoromycota; Mucoromycetes; Mucorales; Mycotyphaceae. The coding region runs from base 1 to 1713 and encodes 570 amino acids. Gene Ontology annotation, biological process: protein dephosphorylation. Gene Ontology annotation, molecular function: protein tyrosine/serine/threonine phosphatase activity. The transcript is spliced from 7 exons.